CGUGCUCAAGCUGGUACAUCACUACAUGCCGCCUGCGCCCUGCGCUGUCCCCGAGCAGCCGGGGGGGGCCCUGCACCCCAAGCGCACCUACUACAUCUACUCGGGCGGUGAGAAGAUCCCCCUGGUGCUGAGCCGCCCGCUAUCCUCCAGCGUCUCCACCCUGCAGCACCUCUGCCGCAAGACCGUCAAUGGGCACCUGGACUCCUACGAGAAGAUGACUCAGCUGCCGGCUCCCAUCAAGGAGUUCCUGGACCAGUACGAUGCCCCUCUCUAAGGGGCCGACGAGCGAGGUUACACGCUACAAGCACAAGUGCAGGGGACAGGCACAACGCCCCACCAGUGCAGGGAC
Messenger RNA from Cariama cristata (Red-legged seriema), 349 nucleotides. RefSeq names its product suppressor of cytokine signaling 3 (gene SOCS3). NCBI's taxonomy places the organism in Eukaryota, Metazoa, Chordata, Aves, Cariamiformes, Cariamidae. The record is from RefSeq and is a predicted model, not a curated record. The transcript has a single exon. Gene Ontology annotation, biological process: intracellular signal transduction. The coding region runs from base 26 to 274 and encodes 82 amino acids.